CCAUCAUAGGGGUCCCCCAUUCAACGCCCCAUCCCCACUCCGUCGCAAAGUGCCGCGAUACAGCGACGCAAUAACUUGCCACCACUCGUGUCUGUGCAGGUACCAGUUACAACAUCAGCCUCAAUGUACUGCUGCCUGGCUACGACGACUGCUCAUGCGCCCGGUAAGAAAAGGGUCUGCCACGCAAACAUCAUCUCCAGCACGUUAGAAACAAUCAACAGCACAGCUGCCAUGCCCAUAUCCAAAGCAUGCGGUCAAGUUACGGUUGGUCUCAACGCGCAUGCCACAAUAUCCAUAGAUGCGAAGAUACGAUACUGCGGCGGCAGGAAACGAACACACAGACACACCCCCCUUGCGCGCGCCAUGUCUCAGGUUUACGAUGGAGGCAAUCUGAACCCUGACCUUACGCAGCUUGCACCUUCCUUCUGCGCCUUCUGGAAAACACCCAGACAUAAGCAGGACGGCAUGGCACAGACGCUCGCGCAUACAUACGAGCUCAACAGCAUGCAUGCCUUCGCAGUUGCGGCCAUGUGGCUCUUUCGGCCUGCGGCUGUUGCGUCAACAGCGACCGGAGAUGUCUAAUAUUAAUCUAUUCUUUCCUCUUACCUGCAGCCGCGUUAUACGGGCAUUAUAUCCUGGUUUCGGCAGAAGCUGUAGCUGUAGCAAACCGUUGAUGCUGAUGAUGCGAGGCCCCCUAAAGGGACUGAUGUUGUCAUUCUUUCUAUGCGAAGGCGCGUGCGCCCACCCAUUAUUGACAGCGGGAGGGCAGUGCUUCAUGCGCUUCCCUGUGCCAAGCAUCACGUACCGUCUGUCUCAACCACUCCAUCGCUCGAGGCGAGCGACGAUGAAUGCCUAACAGUAACGAGCUCCACCUGCGAAACCGGACAG
Trematosphaeria pertusa is the source of this 888-nucleotide messenger RNA. RefSeq lists its product as uncharacterized. The transcript has a single exon. Lineage: Eukaryota; Fungi; Ascomycota; Dothideomycetes; Pleosporales; Trematosphaeriaceae. Bases 124 to 582 code for a protein of 152 amino acids. The record is from RefSeq and is a predicted model, not a curated record.